GCCAAGGUGAAAGGUCGGCGCGCCGGCGGCACUCCCAACAUGGCGGCGGCCGGGGUGGCUGCGCGCAGCCCGGGAACCCGAGCGCGACGCCCGCCCCCGCCUCGGGCCGCUCGGCUGCUGGUGCUGCUGGCUGCGGCGCUGGCGGGGCCGGGGGCGGGCGGCGCCGCGCGGCUGUACCACGCGGGCGAGGACGCCGUGUGGAUGCUGGACAGCGGCAGCGUGCGCGGGGCCACGGCCAAUAGCUCGGCCGCGUGGCUCGUGCAGUUCUACUCCUCGUGGUGCGGCCACUGCAUCGGCUAUGCGCCCACCUGGCGGGCGCUGGCUGAGGACGUGCGAGACUGGGCCUCUGCCAUCCGAGUUGCUGCUCUGGAUUGUGCAGAAGAAAAGAACCAGGAAGUGUGCCGUACUUACAACAUCCACUUCUACCCCACCUUCAGGUAUUUUAAAGCAUUUACAAAGGAAUUCACAACUGGAGAAACUCUUAAAGGACCUGACAGGGAACUGCGGACGGUAAGACAGGUGAUGAUUGACUUCCUGCAGAACCACACGGAAGGCACCCGUCCCCCAUCCUGCCCAUCUCUGGACCCGAUUCAGCCCAGUGAUGUCCUUUCCCUCAUGGACAGCCGUGGUGGCCGAUACAUGGCUGUCAUGUUUGAAAGCAACGGCUCCUAUGUUGGACGAGAGGUGAUCUUAGAUUUGAUUCCUUAUGAGAACAUUGUGGUGAGCAGAGCACUGGAUGGGGACAAAGCAUUCCUGCAGUCACUGGGCAUUUCUUCAGUUCCUUCCUGUUACUUGAUUUACCCAAAUGGGUCUCAUGGACUAAUUAAUGUCGUGAAGCCUCUCCGAUCAUUUUUCUCCUCUUAUUUGAAGUCACUGCCAGAUGUGAGGAAAAAACUACUUUCCUUGCCUGAAAAGCCUAACAAAGAAGAAAAUUCAGAGGUGGUGGUUUGGAGAGAGUUCAACAGGGCCAAGCUGUACACAGCCGACCUGGAGUCGGGUCUGCACUACCUGCUGAGGGUGGAGCUGGCUGCCCACAGGUCCCUGGCUGGAGCCGAGCUGAAGACUCUCAGGGAGUUUGUGACUGUCGUUGCCAAGCUGUUCCCUGGGAGACCUCCAGUCAGGAAGCUGUUGGAGACGCUGCAGGAGUGGUUGGCAAGCCUCCCCCUGGACAGGAUCCCCUACAAUGCUGUCCUCGACCUGGUCAACAACAAGAUGCGGAUUUCUGGACUCUUUACCAACCAUGUGAAGUGGGUAGGAUGUCAAGGCAGCCGACUGGAGCUGAGGGGCUACCCAUGUUCCCUCUGGAAGCUGUUCCACACUCUAACUGUUCAGGCCUCGAUCCAUCCGGAAGCCCUGGCCGGCACAGGCUUUGAAGAUGACCCCCAGGCUGUGCUGCAGACUGUGAGGAAGUAUGUUCACACCUUCUUUGGGUGCAAAGAAUGUGGUGAGCAUUUCGAGGCGAUGGCUAAAGAGUCCAUGGACUCAGUGAAAACUCUCGACCAAGCAGUUCUCUGGCUCUGGAAGAAGCAUAAUGCAGUAAACAGCCGCCUGGCAGGCCAUCUGAGUGAGGACCCCAGGUUUCCAAAGGUUCCGUGGCCCACUCCAGACCUCUGCCCAGCCUGCCAUGAGGAAAUUAAGGGCCUAGACAGCUGGAAUGAGGGUCAUGUGCUUACCUUCCUAAAGCAACACUACAGUGGCGACAAUCUUGUGGACACAUAUUCUGUGAACCUGGGCGAUCCUGGUGACGGAGGAGCCCUGGGCAGGGGACAGGUGGAAGACAAAGGACUCACAUCCCCAGGGAAAUCCCAGAGAGAACAGGAUGCUGCCGGUCUCCAUCUGCCCCACGUGCUUGAUCCCAGAACCGACCUUCCAGAGAGCUUACGCCACCGGCUGGGCCUGAGACUGCACAGUCCUCCUGGGCCUGGGGCCCUGGCGGAGGUGGAGGCAGCUGCACCCUCUCUCGGGGCGGGCUUCUCCAGCCUGGACAUGAGCCUGUGCCUGCUGCUGUACGUGGCCUCGUCCUUGUUCCUGAUGGUCAUGUGCUGCUUCUUCCGUGUGAGGUCCAAGCGGUGGAAAGUCCGGCUCCACCACCCAGCUGUAUAGACCGCCUCCCAGGCCGCCACACAGCACAGACACCUUCGGAAGCCAUCCUCCCCGCCACCCACAGCGCUGAAGUUUGUGAUAGGGAUUUUGUAAACGUGCCAGACAUGGCCCUUGGAGGAGCAUGAGUGACUUUUGUGGAAACAUCUGCCUCCCUGGCAUCUGACCCUCACCUUUCCAGCUCCUGUGGCAAAAGACUUCUGUGUGUUUUCUCUCCUAGGUCAGAACAAGCAGGUACAGGGCACCGUCUUCCCUUUGAGGCCAGCCACGGUGCCACAGCAGAGCCCAGACACAGUGGCCUUCCCUGGUGUUUCAUGCCCUGGCAGCCCCUGAGACAGACUUCAUUCUCAGCAGUCAGAUUUGUACAUUUGGGCUGUGUCUGUUCUUGCUUGGAUAGCAGGUUGUUUCCAUGGAGCUUGGCCUUUCAGCAGAGCAAGAAGACUCUGGUCACCUCUUGGCCUGCAGGACAUUUUACUCCAAAUGGGAGACUGCAGGAUGCAGAGGGCAGCAAAUUUUGUGUCUUUUUUUGUAUCUCAAGAAAUAACCUAGCCAGGUGCCUGUGGCCCAUGCUUGUUACCC
Messenger RNA from Castor canadensis (American beaver), 2679 nucleotides. It is a transcript of the gene Qsox2, whose product is annotated as quiescin sulfhydryl oxidase 2. Lineage: Eukaryota; Metazoa; Chordata; Mammalia; Rodentia; Castoridae. Gene Ontology annotation, biological process: protein folding. Gene Ontology annotation, molecular function: flavin-dependent sulfhydryl oxidase activity; protein disulfide isomerase activity. Gene Ontology annotation, cellular component: Golgi membrane. The record is from RefSeq and is a predicted model, not a curated record.